UGGGUUUUAGGAAUCUCCUCUCUUGUUUGAUGGCUCAGGGCACAAUAUCUGGAAAACUAAUCUAGCUGACCAACUCCCUCAAGAAGAAAGAAAAAUAAGAACAGACUUCGCAAACAGCUCAAGUAACAACAAUCCUCAAGAUGGCAGACAAGGAACAACAGAUCUUCGAACAGGAGGUCAAUAGUCUGAAGGCCAAAUGGGCUAGUCCUCGAUACAAGGGUCUCGUUCGUCCUUACACUGCCGAACAAGUCGUUGGAAAGCGCGGGACGUUGCCAAUCAGUUAUCCUUCGGAAGUCGUCGGAAAGAAGCUUUGGAAUCUUCUCAAUCAACACUACAAAAACGGAACGCCGAGUCACACCUAUGGAGCACUCGAUCCCAUCCAGGUGACUCAGAUGGCCAAAUACUUGGAAACGGUAUACGUUUCGGGUUGGCAAUCCUCGUCGACCGCAAGCUCCACCAACGAGCCUGGGCCUGAUCUCGCAGAUUAUCCUUCCAACACUGUGCCAAACAAAGUGGAGCAUUUAUUCAUGGCACAGUUGUUUCACGAUCGUCGGCAACGUGAGGCCAGAUUAAGAAUGACACCUGAAGAACGAAAGAAAACGCCUCCAGUGGACUAUAUUCGUCCAAUUAUCGCUGAUGCCGAUACCGGCCAUGGUGGUCUUACUGCAGUUAUGAAACUAGCCAAGAUGUUUGUCGAGAAAGGAGCGGCGGGGAUUCACAUUGAAGAUCAAGCGCCCGGAACUAAAAAAUGUGGCCACAUGGCUGGGAAGGUCUUGGUACCUAUUUCUGAGCACAUCAACCGAUUAGUCGCAAUCCGCCUUCAGUUUGACAUCAUGGGAGUCGAGAAUAUAGUAGUUGCCCGUACUGAUGCGGAAGCAGCCACCUUACUGAGUACCAAUGUUGAUGAACGGGACCAUGGUUACAUUCUUGGAACAACCAAUCCUAACGUUGGACAUCUAGUCGACUUGAUGAAUCGUGCCCAAAGCGAAGGGAAAUCCGGAGAUGCAUUACAAAGCAUCGAAGACGAAUGGACCUUGAAGGCCAACUUGGUUUUAUAUUCGGAUGCCGUCGCAGCAGAACUUAAAGUCCGAGGCGCUCCGACCAACAAAAUAGCCGACUGGGUCAAAUCUUCGAUGGGGUUGAGUCACACAGCUGCGAAGGCCUUGGCUAAGAAGUCCUAUGGCAUCGAAAUCUUUUGGGAUUGGGACAUGCCCCGUACUCGAGAGGGCUUUUAUCGCUACCAGGGAGGAACCGGUUGCGCCAUCAAUCGUGCAGUAGCUUACGCACCCUACUCUGAUCUUUUGUGGAUGGAAACCAAGAGUCCAAUCUUGGCUCAGGCUCAGGAAUUCGCAAAAGGGGUUCGCUCUGUUUGGCCAGAUCAAUGGCUAGCUUAUAACCUGAGCCCUUCGUUCAAUUGGGACGCCGCAGGUUUAUCCACAGAGCAAAUGAAGAGCUAUGUUUGGGAAUUGGGCAAGAUGGGCUUUUGUUGGCAAUUCAUUACCUUAGGAGGACUUCACUCCAACGCAUACAUAUCCGAUCUAUUUGCGAAGUCGUUUGCGAAGGAAGGUAUGAAAGCCUACGUUGAAGAGAUCCAACGAAAGGAACGAGAGAUUGGCUGUGAGGUCUUGACGCACCAAAAGUGGUCGGGGGCAGACUAUGCUGAUAAUUUGCUCAAGACUUGCACUGGUGGAGUGAGCUCGACUGCCGCUAUGGGCAAGGGAGUUACCGAAUCCCAGUUUGGGGGUCAUUGAAUUGAAGCAAGAGUCGAACUCUAGCCCUUUGUCGUCGAAAAUCAAUCGGUUCCUGAAGGGACCCAUUUCAAACCUCUUUCCAACUGUUUCGAACCAGAUCGUUUUUUACUUGUCGCAAAGACCGAUCCAUUUUCUAUGAUUCUCUCUUCCAGCACUCCAAAACUGAUCCUGUAUAUUUCAACUAAAUCCCAAAUCAUACUUGUAUUUUUCAAGCAUCUUUUGAUCCAUUGUUUUUUGUAUUAUGGUGUGCUCAAAAGGACUUAGAUUUUGUAGACUUACAUUGAUGAUUACGGUUACAUAUAAACUGUUUCCUUAGAAAUAAAUGAUAGCUUUGUAUUUAAGUAAGUAUCCAUGUUACUUCAGACCAAGCACAUCUGAUUUUAAA
Puccinia graminis f. sp. tritici CRL 75-36-700-3 is the source of this 2136-nucleotide messenger RNA. Its product is annotated as isocitrate lyase. The coding region runs from base 141 to 1751 and encodes 536 amino acids. The record is from RefSeq and is a predicted model, not a curated record. Gene Ontology annotation, biological process: carboxylic acid metabolic process. Gene Ontology annotation, molecular function: isocitrate lyase activity. Lineage: Eukaryota; Fungi; Basidiomycota; Pucciniomycetes; Pucciniales; Pucciniaceae. The transcript has 8 exons.